This is a messenger RNA of Mesorhabditis belari, 324 nucleotides long. NCBI's taxonomy places the organism in Eukaryota, Metazoa, Nematoda, Chromadorea, Rhabditida, Rhabditidae. The record is from the annotation of a GenBank genome assembly.
AUGCCUGUCGACAUUGAGACUACCAAGCCGGGAGAUGGCAAGACCUUCCCUCAAAAAGGGCAACAAGUCACCUGCCACUACGUCCUCACCCUCGAAAAUGGGAAGAAAGUGGACAGCUCUCGAGACCGCGGAAAGCCAUUCCAGUUCAGAAUUGGAAAAGGAGAAGUGAUUAAGGGCUGGGACCAAGGAGUUGCCAAGAUGAGCGUCGGGCAACGUGCCAUCCUCACGAUCUCGCCCGAUCUCGGAUACGGAGAGAAGGGAGUUAGUGGUGCUAUACCUGGAAACAGCACUCUCAUCUUCGACGUCGAGCUUUUGGGCACAAAC